Naumovozyma dairenensis CBS 421 is the source of this 1116-nucleotide messenger RNA. It is a transcript of the gene SCW4, whose product is annotated as putative family 17 glucosidase. Gene Ontology annotation, biological process: cell wall organization; carbohydrate metabolic process. Bases 1 to 1116 code for a protein of 371 amino acids. The transcript has a single exon. Gene Ontology annotation, molecular function: glucan endo-1,3-beta-D-glucosidase activity; 1,3-beta-glucanosyltransferase activity. Gene Ontology annotation, cellular component: extracellular region; fungal-type cell wall; cell surface. NCBI's taxonomy places the organism in Eukaryota, Fungi, Ascomycota, Saccharomycetes, Saccharomycetales, Saccharomycetaceae. The record is from RefSeq and is a predicted model, not a curated record.
AUGCGUUUCUCUACAAUUGUUACUACCACCUCUUUGUUAGGUGCCGCUAUGGCCGCUCCAGCUGUUCAUCAACAUAAGGAAAAGCGUGCUGUUGUUACCACUACCAUUGAAACACACAAAACUGUCACUGUCAAUGCCAUCAACAACAACGUUGUUGCUCCAACUCAAGUAGCUGCCCUUGAUGCCACUGUCGUUGAAGCUGCCCAAAAGGACGCUGUUGCAGAUGUUGCCAGUCCAAAGGCUGCCGCCGCUGUCUCUACUCAAGCUGCUGUCUCUGCCGCAGCUUCCACAGCUUCCACUGCAUCCUCUUCUACUAAGAGUGAUGAUUCCACUGAAAUGGCUGCAUCUGAUGUUAAGGGUGUUACUUACACUCCAUAUAACGCUGAUGGUACAUGUAAAUCCCCUGACCAAGUUGCUUCUGACUUAUCCUCUUUGAAAGAUUUCCCAGUCAUUAGAUUAUACGGUACUGAUUGUAACCAAGUUGAAAACGUUUACAAAGGUAAGACUUCCUCUCAAAAAUUAUUUUUGGGUGUUUACUAUGUUGACCAAAUUCAAGCUAGUGUUGACACUAUCAAAGCUGCUGUUGAAAAAUACGGUUCUUGGGAUGAUGUUGUCACUGUUUCUAUCGGUAACGAAUUAGUUAACAGUAACCAAGCUACUCCAUCUCAAGUUGGUCAAUACGUCGCCACUGGUAGAUCUGCCUUAACCAGCGCUGGUUACACUGGUCCAGUUGUUUCUGUUGAUACUUUCAUUUCUGUCAUUAACAACCCUGAAUUAUGUAAGUAUUCUGAUUACAUGGCUGUUAAUGCCCAUGCUUACUUCGACAAGAACACUGUUGCUCAAGAUUCCGGUGAUUGGUUAUUACAACAAAUCCAAAGAGUGUGGACUGCCUGUGAUGGUGCCAAGGAUGUUGUUAUUACUGAAUCUGGUUGGCCAUCAAAGGGUGAAACUUAUGGUGUUGCUGUCCCAUCUAAGGCUAACCAAGCUGAUGCCGUCAACUCUAUUAAGAAGGUUUGUGGUUCUUCUACUUACUUAUUCACUGCUUUCAAUGAUUAUUGGAAGGCUGACGGUCCAUACGGUGUUGAAAAGUACUUCGGUAUCUUAUCCGACGAAUAG